GUGAGCUACAAGCUUUUCCGACUGUCUCUGCUCCUGAAAGCGUUAGACGACAACAACAGUUCCUCAAGGUGCACAGACAUGAUACGUGAGAUCCGACGCACACGUACAAUUGCAUAUUCGGCCACUUUUACAUCACCGCUUGCAACAGCGCUGCUAUAUAGUAAACGGUACUCGCGUCGUUCGACCUUAGUCUUUUUUCACUAAGCUGAAUCUCUCGUUCUCGUUUGCCCUUCGCAGUCACCUUCGUGCGUUGCUCACAUUACGACCAUGAACGGCCACUGGGAUAUUGACAUUGAACGACCCAAAUUCUGGUCAUCCAAAGAAGGACGCGUAUAUGAUGGUGCGCAAACAGCCUUGCAUCCCAUAUCUGCCAAGACCCUUCUCGGCAAAUAUUACUUUGUCUGGGAAGGCGAUCAGCUCUACGAGGAGUUGAACCCCGACAAAUAUGACGGCUGGCUCACGCUGACUUGUGAAGGGGACUCUAAGCUGGGCGCUCUUGAUAACAUCCAUGGCUCUGGGUCCUUCGGCUGUAUUUUUGGCCACUUCAAGGGGCUCUCCAUAAGGCACCAUAUCACAAAGGACAAGAAUAGCGUUGAAAUUCCGAACUCUUGGGCUCUUCUCAAGUCAACGCUAUACGAAGACUUCGACGAAGAAUCGGAUGCCGACGAUUCGGAUACUGGCAUGCAUGAAAUUACUGCCCUCGAAGUUCAGGACGAUAAUGGUCAUCCGUUCAUAGAGUUCGUUUAUGAAGCGGGUUGGUCAGGUUGCUGCCCCCAAUACUUGACCUAUAUCGGGAAAAUGCAAGUGGACGAGGGUCGUCGCGAAGGGUUGAGUGAGGCAGAAAGGAGUAGGCUGGGCAUGAACAUUGAAACUAAGGAAGUGGAGAGGACGAUGAAGGAGAAAGAUAUUCUCGUCCAAUCUCAACCCAGUGGUUCAUCCAUCGCAGGUGCAAUGAAACGCAAAGUCGAAGAGCAGGAGGACGGAGAGGAGCCUGACGGGAAACAAAGACCUUCGGUUAAGCCAAAGCUCGAACAUGCUUGACCAUCUCGACGCUCAUUUGCCGUACGCUUGGAACAUGUCAAUAUAGCUGACUACCAGUAAUAAUACAUCGACGUUUGUAAUGGGGUUUUGUUUCUUGGAUUUGAUAUGAUUCGUGUAUGCAAUCACCUGCGUUCGGAUUCA
This is a messenger RNA of Suillus paluster, 1182 nucleotides long. RefSeq lists its product as uncharacterized. The coding region runs from base 268 to 1041 and encodes 257 amino acids. The record is from RefSeq and is a predicted model, not a curated record. NCBI's taxonomy places the organism in Eukaryota, Fungi, Basidiomycota, Agaricomycetes, Boletales, Suillaceae. The transcript is spliced from 4 exons.